This is a messenger RNA of Brassica rapa (field mustard), 1992 nucleotides long. RefSeq lists its product as uncharacterized. NCBI's taxonomy places the organism in Eukaryota, Viridiplantae, Streptophyta, Magnoliopsida, Brassicales, Brassicaceae. The record is from RefSeq and is a predicted model, not a curated record.
AUGGAUCCAAGUAAUCUUCCUAGUCAGUCCGCUAGCUACGUAGGACUGCUUCACAGUCAACAAGGAAGCGUUUAUCAUGAAAACUUCCCUUAUGGAAGUUUUCAUUCUAGUGUCAACUUUGCAGAAUCAGAUACAUUUCCGGCUUUCAGUUCUCAACAACCUGAAGACGCACCAGUCGACGCACCAGUAGACGCACAAGCUGCCCGUCCUGUAAGACGCAAGUGGAACCCUGCAGAUGACGAGGUGCUGAUCAGUGCGUGGCUCAACACUUCGAAGGAUUCGAUUGUUGCAAAUGAGCAGAGGUCGGGGGCCUUCUGGAUACGGGUUGCUAAGUAUUAUGCAGAGAGUGCUCAUGGAAGAGAGGAUGGUGCGAGAGAGCAAGGUUGUUGCAAGAAGAGGUGGCAUAGAAUCAAUGAUGACGUUAACAAGUUCUGUGGCGCAUACUCAUCAGCUCAGCGACAAAUUAGCAGUGGUGAGUCUGACACAGACGUUCUGAAGAAGGCGCAUGAAAUUUUCUUCUCUGAUCAUCAGCACAAGUUUACCCUUGAACAUGCUUGGUGUGUGUUGAGGUUUGAACAGAAGUGGCUCAGCCUUAACACACCCAAAGCUGGUGGCGUUUCAAAGAGGAAGAAUGUGCAGACAGAUUCCCAAACUUCUACCAACGAAGGCUUCGUUGAUGUUGAGAGCAGGCCCGAAGGUGUCAAGGCUGCUAAGGCUAAAAGAAAUACGGGUAAAGGGAAGUCCGUGGCUGAGAUUGCAACAGUUUGGGAAAUGAAGAAGGACGAUUUGGUGAGGAAGGAGAGACUGUCGAGGCUAGCAAUACUAGACACUCUCCUUACCAAGCCUGUUCCAUUGACUGAGAGGGAAGAAUCUGCGAAGAAUAAGCUCCUACAGAAGUAUUGGAAUGAUCACCGGGAGGAAGGCCAUCAGAAGCUCUGGAAUGAUUAUUUUAGCGAAACUCCAACAUACCCGCACAAUUUAUUCCGCCGACGGUUUCGGAUGAACAAGGAAUUAUUCUUGCGUAUUGUGAAUCGUCUCUCUACAGAAGUCGAGUAUUUUCAACCCGGAGUAGAUGCUACCGGACGAUCGAGUCUAACUCCGCUCCAAAAAUGUACCGCAGCAAUUCGUCAAUUGGCGUAUGGUGGUGGUUCUGACACAGUUGACGAAUAUGUCCGAAUUGGGGAAACAACGGCAAGAAGGUGUUUGCACAAUUUUGCUGCGGGAAUAAUCGACUUGUUUGGCGAACAAUACCUAAGACGUCCCACACCGGAGGAUCUGCAAAGACUACUUUAUAAUGGAGAACAACGUGGGUUUCCGGGGAUGAUUGGAAGCAUCGACUGUAUGCAUUGGGAGUGGAAGAAUUGUCCCACGGCUUGGAAAGGAAUGUAUUCACGAGGAACUGGAAAACCAACGAUUGUCUUGGAGGCGGUAGCUUCAUAUGACCUCUGGAUAUGGCACGCGUUUUUUGGAGCUCCAGGUACUAUGAACGAUCUUAAUAUUCUUGACCGAUCACCCGUUUUUGAUGACAUUAUUAACGGAAUAGCGCCACAAGUUAACUUCUAUGUUAAUGGUAAUCCAUACCAUUAUGCAUAUUAUCUCACCGAUGGUAUUUAUCCGAAAUGGGCUACAUUUAUUCAAUCUAUCCGACUACCACAAACUCAGAAGCAUUCAUUGUUUGCUCAAACCCAAGAAGCUGUGCGAAAAGAUGUCGAGCGUGCCUUCGGAGUCCUACAAGCUAGGUUUGCCGUUGUUAGAAAUCCUUCUAAUAUAUGGGAUAAAGAAAAAAUAGGAAAUAUUAUGAGAGCAUGUAUCAUACUCCAUAAUAUGAUUGUCGAAGAUGAACGAACAUCAAGAACGAAUUACAACGUUGAGGAAUUUGAAGAAGAAGAUGUGGAAACAUUUUCCGUCAAUAUGCCUUCAACUGUCGGGAGUACACUUGAACGUCGAACGAGCGUUCGGAAUAGACAAGUCCAUCAAUAUUUUAAAAAAUGA